AUGGAUUUGGUCUCGAGUGUACGCAAAGAGGGCAGCCGAGGCGGCCGAAAUGAGUUCAAAUGGUCCGACGUCAAGGACUCGGCCCACAGGGAGAACUACCUGGGUCACUCGGUGAUGGCCCCCGUCGGCAGAUGGCAGCAAAAUCGAGACCUCAAUUGGUACGCGAAGGGGGACGAAGACGAGGAAGAACGACUGCGCAAGGAGCGGGAAGAGCUACAGCGCGUCAAAGAAGCCGAGGAAGAAGCUAUGGCUGUUGCCCUCGGUCUCCCCAUACCACCCAAAGCAUCUGAAAACGCCAAUAUGGUCCCACUCGGCGAUGGCGGAAUCAACCAAGCGCCGAAAGAAGAAGAAAUUCCCGAUGCCGGGAAAGAAAAAGACCACCGUUCGAGUCGCAGACACCGUCAUCGCAGCCGAAGCCCUCGUCGAGAACACAGACGCGACCGCAGCCAUGAUCGCCGCGACAAGGAUCGCAGACACCACAGACACCAUGAUGAUCGUGAACGCCGGCAUCGCCACAGAUCCCGCUCCCGAUCGCGCGGCCGAGACCACCACAGACGACGUUCCGACUCGCGCUCUCGUAGUCGACCGAGUCGCAAAGACGAGGAGCAUCAGAGACGUCGGCGCAUUGAGCGCAGCUACUCGCCCGCGCUGAGCCGGCGACACCCCGAACGCAGGAGAGAUCGUGAUGAUCGCGAUCGGCGGCAUUAG
Penicillium salamii is the source of this 708-nucleotide messenger RNA. The record is from the annotation of a GenBank genome assembly. NCBI's taxonomy places the organism in Eukaryota, Fungi, Ascomycota, Eurotiomycetes, Eurotiales, Aspergillaceae.